Messenger RNA from Brassica oleracea var. oleracea, 1084 nucleotides. Its product is annotated as aquaporin NIP6-1. Lineage: Eukaryota; Viridiplantae; Streptophyta; Magnoliopsida; Brassicales; Brassicaceae. Gene Ontology annotation, biological process: transmembrane transport. Gene Ontology annotation, cellular component: membrane. The transcript has 5 exons. Bases 81 to 998 code for a protein of 305 amino acids. The record is from RefSeq and is a predicted model, not a curated record. Gene Ontology annotation, molecular function: channel activity.
UCCUCUUCACAUAUCCACAACACAACAAUCACAAAACAUAUAUAUAUAUCCUUAAAGCUGAUCCCAUCUCUCUCCCUGCAAUGGACCACGAGGAGAUUCCAUCAAUGCCCUCAACGCCGGCGACAACACCGGGAACUCCAGGAGCACCGCUCUUUGGAGGUUUCGAUGGGAAGAGGAGUGGACAUAAUGGUAGAUACACACCAAAGUCACUUCUGAAAAGCUGCAAAUGUUUCAGUGUUGACAAUGAGUGGGCUCUUGAAGAUGGAAGACUCCCUCCAGUCUCUUGCGCUCUACCUCCUCCUAACGUCUCCCUCUACCGUAAGUUGGGAGCAGAGUUUGUUGGGACACUGAUACUGAUAUUCGCCGGAACAGCCACGGCGAUUGUGAAUCAGAAGACAGAUGGAGCUGUGACGCUUAUCGGAUGUGCUGCCUCGGCAGGUCUGGCAGUUAUGAUCGUUAUAUUGUCCACCGGCCACAUCUCCGGGGCACAUCUCAAUCCGGCUGUCACCAUUUCAUUUGCUGCUCUUAAACACUUCCCAUGGAAACACGUGCCGGUCUAUAUAGGAGCGCAGGUACUGGCCUCGGUGUGUGCGGCGUUUGCACUGAAAGCAGUGUUUGAACCAACGAUGAGCGUUGGCGUGACGGUGCCAACCGUGGCUCUCAGCCAAGCUUUCGCUUUGGAGUUCAUUAUCAGCUUCAACCUUAUGUUUGUUGUCACUGCUGUCGCCACCGACACUAGAGCUGUGGGAGAGUUGGCGGGAAUAGCGGUAGGAGCAACGGUCAUGCUUAACAUACUCAUAGCUGGACCUGCAACUUCUGCUUCGAUGAACCCUGUAAGAACACUAGGUCCAGCCAUUGCAGCUAACAAUUACAGAGCCAUUUGGGUUUACCUUACUGCACCAAUUCUUGGAGCGUUAAUAGGAGCAGGAACGUACACGGUCGUGAAGCUCCCAGAGGAAGACGAAGAACACAAAGAAAAGAGGAGCUUCAGAAGAUGAUGGAUGAUAAAAAAAAACUUUCAAAUACAUUCACUAUGUUGCUCUGUUUCUGUCACAUAUGUUUAUAAUAUAACCUCUUAAGCCAA